This is a messenger RNA of Triticum turgidum subsp. durum (durum wheat), 843 nucleotides long. Lineage: Eukaryota; Viridiplantae; Streptophyta; Magnoliopsida; Poales; Poaceae. The record is from the annotation of a GenBank genome assembly.
AUGUCGGGAAUAUCGCUGGCGGUGGCGCCGCGGUCUGACCCGGACAACGGGGCGGAGCGGCAGCCGUCGUCGGCGAUGCUCGGGGGCGUCAUGGGCUCGCUCCGCGUCAUCGAGCUCCAGCUCGUCGCCUUCAUCAUGGUCUUCUCGAUGUCAGGCCUCGUCCCGCUCAUCGACCUCGCCUUCCCGGUCGUCACCACCCUCUACCUCCUCGCCCUCUCCCGCCUCGCCUUCCCUUCGCUCCACAGCAAGCUCGACGACGAAGCCGCCGCCGCCCACUCCGCCGCGUCCCAGGAGAUCUUCCGCGGAAGCAAGCUGUUUCAGGUGUAUGUGGUGAUGGGCACCACGGUGGGGCUGUUCCUGCCGCUGGCGCACGUCCUGGGCGGGUUCGCGCGCGGCGACGACGCCGCCGUGCGCUCCGCGACGCCACACCUGUUCCUGCUCUCGUGCCAGAUCCUCACGGAGAACAUCGUGGGCUCGCUCGGCGUCUUCUCGCCGCCGCUGAGGGCACUGGUGCCGCUUCUCUACACGGUGCGCCGCGUCUUCGUCAUCGUCGACUGGGUCUACGAAGUGUGGACCAACAAGCUCAUCACCCGCACCGCCCCCGUUCAGGAUAAGGCCUGGGUGUGGUUCGGCAGGUACCUCGCGGUGGCGAACUUGGUCUACUUCUCCACCAACCUGUUCGUCUUCCUCAUACCCAAGUUUCUCCCCCGCGCGUUCGAGAAGUACUUCCACACGCGCGACGAGGUGUACGCCAAGACGGCGGAGGACAAGCGAGCAAGGGAUCUGUCCUCGCUCGAUGAUGACGGUGCGGCAAAAUCGGAGGUCUCCAAGAAGGCCGACUGA